This is a messenger RNA of Phodopus roborovskii (desert hamster), 1068 nucleotides long. RefSeq names its product uroplakin 3A (gene Upk3a). The coding region runs from base 68 to 922 and encodes 284 amino acids. The record is from RefSeq and is a predicted model, not a curated record. The transcript is spliced from 6 exons. Lineage: Eukaryota; Metazoa; Chordata; Mammalia; Rodentia; Cricetidae.
CCUGGCUGCACCAGGCAGGGUGUGCUCUUGCUGGUUGAAGCGUGUUGCUGAGCCUCUCUCUUGGGCGAUGCUUCUGCUCUGGGCCCUGCUGGCCCUCGGAUGCCUGCGGUGUGGCUGGACUGUGAACCUCCAGCCUCAACUGGCCAGUGUGACCUUUGCCACUAACAACCCCACCCUCACCACCGUGGCCUUGGAGAAACCUCUCUGCAUGUUCGAUAGCUCAGAGCCACUCAGUGGCACUUACGAAGUUUACCUCUAUGCCAUGGUCGACUCAGCCAGCUCCAGGAAUGUGUCUGUACAGAACAGCGCUGGAACUCCACUGAGCACCACCUUCCGGCAAAGCCAGGGUGGGAGGUCGGGCCCCUACAAAGCUGCAGCCUUUGACCUGACCCCUUGUGGUGACUUGCCUAGCCUGGAUGCUGUUGGAGAUGUGACCCAGGCCUCAGAGAUCCUGAAUGCGUACCUAGUCAGGGUGGGCAACAAUGGAACCUGUCUUUGGGACCCCAACUUCCAGGGCCUCUGCAACCCGCCUCUGUCAGCAGCUACUGAGUACAGGUUCAAAUAUGUCUUGGUCAACAUGUCCACAGGCUUGGUGCAGGACCAAACACUAUGGUCAGAUCCCAUCCGUACCAACCAGCCUACCCCAUACUCCGCCAUCGACACAUGGCCAGGCCGGCGGAGUGGCGGCAUGAUUGUCAUCACUUCCAUUCUGGGCUCCCUACCCUUCUUCCUGCUCGUGGGCUUCGCCGGAGCCAUCAUCCUCAGCUUUGUGGACAUGGGCAGCUCUGAUGGGGAAACAGCACACGACUCACAGAUCACCCAGGAGGCUGUCCCCAAGACCUCUGAACCUUCCUACACAUCUGUGAACCGGGGCCCACCCCUAGACAGAGCCGAGGUGUUCACCAGCAAGCUCCAAGACUGAAACCCCAGCCCCAGGUCAUGGGCUCCUCUCAGCCUGGUCUUUCAGUGUGCAGUGAUGGUGUUUAUUCUCUGACUGGACCAAAGGUGAAACAAAGCUUGAUGGUCCAACUUCAUGAAAAGCUUAAUAAAAUCUUAAGUGACAAUGUC